Rodentolepis nana is the source of this 1071-nucleotide messenger RNA. Lineage: Eukaryota; Metazoa; Platyhelminthes; Cestoda; Cyclophyllidea; Hymenolepididae. The record is from the annotation of a GenBank genome assembly.
AUGACAGGAUUGCCCGAAAAGAAUAAAAGCCUUCCACAGGGAGCUGUCACAAGCUGCACUCUUUUCAAUGUCUUCAUCAAUGACAUAGCCGAAUUGGCACAGACAGUCACGGGUAUCAAGUGCUUACUUUACGCAGAUGAUCUGGUACUAUGGUAUUCCGCCCCUAAGAAAAACGCUCAGGAGAGGACAGAAAGUGCUCUUAAUAGUGCACUUAAACUACUAGCAAACUGGUGCGACAACAAUGGAAUGGUUAUCAACACCGCGAAAACUGCAUUCCAAACUUUUUCCUUGGCCCAUCAUAGCAUAAACCCACUUCUAAGGUACGAGGAUAUUACCCUAGAAAAAAUCAAUGAGUUCAUAUAUCUCGGAAUGACUUUUGACACAAAGCUAACGUGGAAAAGUCACAUAGCUAAAAUAGCAGAACGAGUCACCAAUAGACUGAAUGUACUGAAGCGUCUUGCUGGUAGCGUAUGGGGCUGUGCGCGCUCAACUCUCAACACCACUUACAAGAUGUUUAUUCAGCCAAUAAUGUUGUAUUGCUGUGAGCCACUCAUUAGAGCCACAGAGGUGACUCUCAAACCACUCGAGAAGGCACACAACCAAGCAUUACGACUAAUUACUGGAGGGAUAAAAUCAAUACACAUUGAUGCAAUGCUCCUAGUUACAGGAAGCGCCACAAUGUGUUCCCUUAUCAAAGAAAAAGCCUUGAUCCUGUAUGAGAAGCUACUGCGCAUUCCCAUGGAUAAGUUCUUCAGCACCUAUGAGAAAAGACCAAGACAUCUGAAAACGCAAUCUGGUCUAAUACAGAAAGCCAUAGAACUGAAGAAAGAAUUACAAAUUGAUGACAAACCAAAAAGCCUCUCUCUCCCCAUGAACCCAUUAGCAGACAUUGAUGUAGUGUGUUGCACCCAAAUGCUCGACUUCUUCAGGAAAUCAAACACCCCUCCAGUGCAAAUGCGCUCGCUGGCCCUUGAGACAAUCAAUGUCAACUAUCCUGGAGAUCAAUGGCUCCAAGUCUUCACUGAUGGGUCAUACAUAGAAAGCCAAUAUUUAACUAUUCCAUUGAAAUGA